ACUGGUAAGAAACGUGGUGGUGGUGGUGGAGAGAAUGGGAAUUUCUCCUCCUCUUGUUUUUCUUUCUUAUUGCUGCUACCGCUUUAUUUCGUUGUCUUCUUCUCUCAACAAACAAACAACUUUCUUCUGAUUCUCCUUCUCCUCUGCAACUCUCUCACCUUGCGUUUCUACGAUCCUCACCCAAACGCCGCCGUUUCCUCUCCGAUUCCUAAAUUAUUCUUUAUAAAUUCCAUAGUCUCACCUUCAUUUCCCUCCUUCUGUCAGAAUCUUGUUCACGAUCGUACGCUUUCUUCGUCUUUUCUUUUCGGUUUCUUGGUGCUGUUGGUGUAUUGUACAUCAUUAUUUCUACAUGUUCUGGCAAAACAUUGGUUUUGCCUUUGCAUUGUGCAGGUUACAGAAGUGGGUGAUUUCUUGAUUUGGUAUAUUCCAUUACAUUUUCUGAAUUGCACGUGGUGUUAUAGGUCCUUUUCAAUCUUGGAUUAACGGGGAGACUAUAGAACUGGAGGGUGACAACUUUGGCAUGUUCAAUAUACUCAGGACGUAUGACCAUUGUAUGCCGCAGUUAUGGAGUGUUGUAAGCCAAAUUUCAUAUAGGAAGAAGGUAUAUUGUGCCAAAGAAUAUCAGUUAGGAAGAAUUGUAUAGGCCUUGAUCAGCUGCAUUGUGUCCUUUUAGGUCAUCGUCAUCCUUCUUCUGGUAUUGCAUGGUUGUUUAGCGUGAAAUGCCAUAGCUAUUGUUCUGAGCAUAUUGUGGCAAUAGACUGGUCACAUCUAAUGUUUAGUGAUGCAAGCUGUCACUGUGAGCUAUUACAGGAAAUUUAGGGAGGAUGGAACAUGUCAUAUACCAUUGUGAUUGUUCUAAUUGGUGCUCUGAAGUGCUAACAUAUGGAUGCCAGUAAACCUCAGCACUAUCUGCCCAUAACUUCUAGAAUUUCUUGUCGAGUGCUUGUUCUCUUAAUAUGGAAUCUGUUACGGAAGUGGUUGCUUAGUGAGGGCUGAUAUAAUGAGUAAAGAAGUACAAAUUUCAUAGAGCACUCACAACACAUUAACAUGGAUUAUGGAGACUUCAGUGUUGAACCAUUAGGGCAUACCAUAGAUGGAGGAGGCUUCUGUAGUGAUAUGCUUACUCUCUUAAAUGACAUAGACUGCCCUCUAUGUCAGUUCAGUUUUCUGGUUUCUGGGAACAGUUGGUUUCUCCAAUAAUGCAACAAUUCAUGGUUGGGAUUGGUGUAAUAAUGGACAAUUCUUUAUUUUGACGUGAACCUAUGAGUUCGUUGGCAUGGAAGCUGUUUGAUAGGCAUGAUUUGGUUACAUCAUCUUCACUCAUGAUUAUAAAUGUUCUGGAAUCAUAUGAAACUAAUGUCAAGUCAAGGUGUUGAUAGCCUAACAAGAUUACAGGCACUCUUCCUUUUGCUUUACCUAUUUAAGGGCAAUGGAAAAUAUUUUACUUCCGUGUUAAAGCCUGCACAUCCUAAUUUUUAAUUGUCAUGCUUUACUGGGGGCAAUGAAUGGUCUUCACAGGACAAACAAUUGAGUUUUAUUAGAAUUGGAUUUAGCAAGGAGUUUCAAUUGUUAAUACUAUUUUUGGUACACAGAAAACUUCUGUGUGGAGAUAUCCCAUACUACUGUCUCUGAAGCUUUUGUACUCAUAUGAAAAUUUUCCAUUUUUUUCUAAACAAAGCCCCAAUAUACCCCAAGAUGUAGCUUGAAAGAUGAACACAAAAUAUCAUGUAGAAUUUUAACCGUGAAAAACAUAAUGACUGAUUCUCUGUUUUGAUGUUUGGAUAGUGUUUGAAUUCUAAAGAAAUCUGAAACUAAAGUUUAAAAUUGUUGAAUGUCUAAUAUAUUAUUUUCUGAUAUUUGACAUCUUCAAUAAUUAACAUUUUAGUAAUAUUUCUCCAUUGAGUUAUUAUCACCUUCGGUGUAGUGCUUUUUUGUGCUAACAAGAGUUUAUAAUAAAAAAAUUCUCAAGACAGAGCUUUCAACUGCAAAGCUAUUUUGUGUAAAAUUAAGCAAAACCAAACAUGUGAGAUCACUAACAUAUACAAUUAUCAUAUGCAUGCUGAUAUUCAUUUGCCCAAGCUCUUUUAAAGUUGAUUUGAUUUAUCAUGGUUUAUUAAAGGUAACAAAUUUUGUGAUGCCUUUUCUGGUUUUCCCGAGGAAGCUAGGUUUUGGAUUCUUUUGAAUUUCUGCUUAUAAAUGAAUGAUUUUAUAUUUUCUAUUUAAUAUAAUAUCGAUUAAUGCAAGGGUUUACAGUUUUGCAAAUAUAAUAUUCUCUUCAAUGAUAUUUCUCGUUUUAAAAUUAUUGUUUUGUUGUAAACAGUUUUUAUCCGAUUGUUUUAUAUGCUUUCAUCAAUACUUUCCUCUACCUUUCUGCUAUGGUAUUAGACAUACAUCUCUCUCUGUUUCUUUGUCUCUCUGUCUCUACUUCUCUAAUAGGAAAAAUCUUUAAGUUUGUUCUUCAAGCAAAUUUCACUCUAAAUUGCUUUGAUUUUUUUUCCCAAUAAAAAAGACCGUGGAGUGAAAUGUUCUGUGGUUUCUUUAGUUCCUUGGAUUUACUUAAUUUUGUUUAUGUUUCUUUGGUCUUGUCCUGUUUACUGUUUAGAGGGCAUAGAUAAGAGUACUUCCCUAUGUGCUCAAUGCCUGUGCAUUGUUGAUAAUUAUUUUAAAGUGCAGGAAGAGAGUAGAAAAUGCUAACACCUUCUAACACUUGCUAAACCAUACCCAGGUAAUAUCUGAUUUGUUAGUCAUCCUACUUUUCGAUCCUUCCUCUUUUUAUCUAGUCUAUCCUAACACUUUCUGAUAUUCAUGAGGAUCCAUCAUCUAAUUUAAAUCUCAGCUAUGUCAUUUUUCCCCAUAUGUUUAUUUUUAUUUUGCGUCGUCUUUGUUUUCUGCCUCAGACUAGAAGGUGCUCCUUCUGUAUCAGUGGAUAGAGGCAUGGGUGGCUUCAAGUAGUGUGAAUUAUUUGCAGAUCUAAGUCAACUACGGUGUCUAUUUUGACACGUAGAGAUUCCAACUGACAAUUAUGGGGCAUAGGCAUGUAUAUAACACAUCUCCAUUGUUUGAGGGUGAGCCUGACCAGAACUGGAAUCAUAUGCACAUUGAUCAACACUAUGUGCACCUUGGUAGAACUAGCACUUCAGAGAAUGGUUCUUUUAUUUAUCCUGCGGAAAAUAUGUCUAUAGAUAGCAUUUCUUUCCCCUCUCAUUGGAACUCUUCCACAAGGUCAAAUGGAUAUGCAUCCUCAGGUCACAACAUUGAUGUACCUCCUCAUCAGCCAGAUGCAUCAGGCACUUCUAAUAAUGAUCAUUUUGUGCAUUCGUCUAAUGCUGGAGCAUUCUUUACAUUGUCAGAUAAUCACGUACACCAACCUUCUUCUUCCAAUUAUGACAGACAUACAUUUCAUGUUGAUAGUAGUUUUGUUGAUCUUACAAUGGGAAGUGGACAAGGCCCUCUCAAGCGUAAGAGCCCUGGAAUUUCUCCAGUCUACGAGAGAGGCAGUACAAGUAGAUACUUCAAUGCUGGAAGUUCAACUGAUCUUCCUAUAUCUUCGGAAUUAUGGCAGGAUAAGCCAAAUAUUGAUUCUCAAUAUAUGCCCUGGGAUCAUUUUACUAUGACACCCACAUUCAGAGGUACUGGCCUUUCAAUAAAGGGUGAGGGUUCUUUGCGGAAUGUGAGGAGCCGCUCCGCACUUGAUUUGGAUUCCCACCCAUCAAGGACCCAUUUAUCCACUACUAAUCAUUCACACACUUCCUACCCUACUCUCCCACCAGUAGACCAUUCUAGUUUGGUGGAUGCUUCUGGUCAGACUUCUACAUUGACAAGGGAUUGGAGCCAAAUGAACAUAUCUUCAGCUAAUGGAAGGGUUUUAUUACCAGAUACAAGUGCUUUUGGUCUUGAGACAAGCCAUUUCCUUGUUGGAAGUGGUGCUACUGUUAGCAAUGCUUCUUUAGAUGUUGGGUAUUUCCAUCAUGAAUUUGGUACAAGCAGAAAUCAUGCUCCUACUCCAAGUUUUCAAAAUAAUCAAACUCAGAAUGCUAGGGGAAUUCAAAGCAACUAUUCUCAGAGAUCCACUCCAACUUUUGGGGCUUCUUCAAGCUUGCGCAUGGGACAUGUGACAUCUUUGGAUGAAGGAUUGCCUAUGGUAGCUGAAAGUUACUCUUCUAGACAUCCAAGGCCAUUGAGCACCCUUGGCUGGCGGAAUGGUGAUAGAAAUGGGAGGUCAAGAAUUUCGAGUCAAAGAUAUCGCACAUUGACUGAGGAGAGUGGUCUUGCCGAACGGUUUGCUUCUGAGGGUUUCUUGGUUGUUGAGCGUGCAUCGGUGUAUGAUUCCAGGAAUAUGCUUGAUCAGCACCGAGAAAUGAGAAUGGACAUAGAUAACAUGAGUUAUGAGGACUUACUUGCACUGGGUGAAAGGAUUGGCAAUGUGAACACAGGACUCUCCGAGGACAUGUUUUCCAAAUGUUUGACGGAAACAAUAUAUUGUUCAUCUGAGCAAAGUCAAGACGAAGGAAACUGCGUAAUAUGUCUGGAAGAGUACAAGAACAUGGACGAUGUUGGGACACUUAAAACUUGUGGACAUGACUACCAUGUGAGCUGCAUUAAAAAGUGGUUAUCUGUGAAGAAAUUAUGCCCUAUCUGCAAAGCUUCUGCUUUGGCUGAGGAUACAAAGGAUAAAUAACUAGUAGUGUAUUAUAAUUAAUAUCAUUGUAUAUAUAUUUCGAGACAUCCCUCCAAAUGGAGGAAACAACCUUGCUUUUGGAAAUGUUGUAAGAGGAAUGCUACUUUAUGUCAAUGGAUUUAUUUUCGGCUUCGAUCUCAAUUACGCGAAGCCUUGAAA
Vigna unguiculata (cowpea) is the source of this 4837-nucleotide messenger RNA. Its product is annotated as RING/U-box superfamily protein. The record is from RefSeq and is a predicted model, not a curated record. Lineage: Eukaryota; Viridiplantae; Streptophyta; Magnoliopsida; Fabales; Fabaceae. Gene Ontology annotation, molecular function: ubiquitin protein ligase activity.